GUGAUGAUCAAUUUCCACAGACGUUCUUUAUCCACCUUUUGCCCGAUAUGAACAUUUUUACUCCAUAAUUUUGACUCCACUACAUUUCUAUGAAGGUUGUCAUUACUCGUUACUUUGAAGCAUAGCUUUGAAGUCAACAGUUGAAUAUUUUUUUAUUUUCUAAAAUGCGAUUGGCCACACGCUGUGUUCCUCACAGGAGAAAAACCAAUCACAGUAGCCUACUCCAAAUACGCUGUCGGUCAAGUUCAAAGUGCUUGCUUGUUGCACCAGUGGUCGAACAGUUCAAUUUGAACUUGGCGGCGGUAAUGAUGGCGACGGCAGAAGAUAAGGAUGAUUCUUCGCCACCAGAGCACCCAUGGCCAUAUCUCAAGUCCAUGUUUGAGAUUUGUGAAAUUCAAAAAGAUUCAUAUUGUUUUAAAUGUUUGCUCUGCUUACCGCGCACGAACUACAUCGCUGCAUUCAAAAACUCGCCGUCCAACCUGAAAAAGCAUGUCGAGCCUCCGACCAACCAUGAGUUCCGUCAGAUCCGCCCUUUCCCGCGAGCAGGAGAAGCAGCUGGGCUCCCUCCUCGGCCAUGCGCGGCUGAGCCUGCUGUACAAGGCCAGCGUUCACAGCUACACCGCCGCCGCUUUCCAUGGCCGGUGCGACCUGCAGGGCCCGACCGUGGUGGUGGCCUACAAUGGCGCCGGCUUCGUCUUCGGCGCCUUCACCAGCAAGGACUACACCCAGCGCGGGCAGGUCAUCGCCGACGACAAGGCCUUCCUGUUCAGCUUCCGGGAGGGGGACGGUGGGAAGAGCCCCCUCCGCGUCGCGCCCAAGAGCGAGGCCCAGGCCUUCACAGACGGGAACACGGGGCCCAAUUUCGGCUCGCUGGUCUUCCUGAACGGGAACCAGGCGGCGGUCGCCAGCAAUCCCGGAUCCCUCUACAAUUUCGAGGCGGCGGAGAUGCAUGGCGGGGACCUGGUGCUGACGGAGUGUGAGGUGUACAGAGUGGAGGAUCUUGGAGGCCUUCUGGAGAAGCCUUGGAGAAAUGUCCUCUGGAGUUCUGACCUCCUACCAACCAUGAGUUCUGUCAGAUCCGCCCUUUCCCGCGAGCAGGAGAAGCAGCUGGGCUCCCGCCUUGGCCAUGUGCGGCUGAGCCUGCUGUACAAGGGCAGCGUUCACGGCUACACCGCCGUCGCUUUCCACGCCCGGUGUGACCGGCAGGGCCCGACCGUGGUGGUGGCCUACAAUGGCGCCGGCUUCGUCUUCGGCGCCUUCACCAGCAAGAACUACACCCAGUGUGGGCAACACGUCGCCGACGACAAGGCCUUCCUGUUCAGCUUCCGGGAGGGGGACGGUGGGAAGAGCCCCCUCCGCAUCAUGCCCAAGAGCGAGGCCCAGGCCUUCACAGACGGGAACACGGGGCCCAAUUUCGGCUCGCUGGUCUUCCUGAACGGGAACCAGGCGGCGGUCGCCAGCUAUCCCGGGACGUUCUACAAUUUCGAGGUGGCAGAGAUGCAUGGCGGGGACCUGGUGCUGACGGAGUGUGAGGUGUACAGAGUGGAGGAUCUUGGAGGCCUUCUGGAGAAGCCUUGGAGAAAUAUCCUCUGGCGUUCUGACCUCCAACCAACCAUGAGUUCUGUCAGAUCCGCCCUUUCCCGCGAGCAGGAGAAGCAGCUGGGCUUCCUCCUUGGCCACGCACGGCUGAGCCUGCUGUACAAGGGCAGCGUUCACGGCUACACCGCCGCCGCUUUCCAUGGCCGGUGCGACCUGCAGGGCCCGACCGUGGUGGUGGCCUACAAUGGCGCCGGCUUCGUCUUCGGCGCCUUCACCAGCAAGGACUACACCCAGCGCGGGCAGGUCAUCGCCGACGACAAGGCCUUCCUGUUCAGCUUCCGGGAGGGGGACGGUGGGAAGAGCCCCCUCCGCAUCACGCCCAAGAGCGAUGCCCAGGCCUUCACAGACGGGAACACGGGGCCCAAUUUCGGCUCGCUGGUCUUCCUGAACGGGAACCAGGCGGCGGUCGCCAGCAAUCCCGGGACGUUCUACAAUUUUGAGGCGGCAGAGCUGCAUGGCGGGGACCUGGUGCUGACGGAGUGUGAGGUGUACAGAGUGGAGGAUCUUGGAAGCCUUCUGGAGAAGCCUUGGAGAAAUGUCCUCUGGAGUUCUGAGAUGAAGAAGGAGCUGAUGGAGUUUGUGAGGAACUACAAGCCCAUAAUGAACGCCGUGCGGCAGGCUCGCAUCCUGCUCAUUGGGCCGGUCGGCGUCGGCAAGUCCAGCUUCUUCAACUCCAUAAACUCCAUCUUUUGGGGUCAUGUGACUAGCCAGGCCAUCGCGGGCAGUACCGCAAAGAGUCUGACUACCCAGUUCCGCAGCUACCAGGUCAAGGCUGGGAGGGAGGGCAAGCCCCUCCCCUUUGUCAUGUGUGACACUAUGGGAUUGGAGGAAGCCACAGGGGAGGGGCUUCACUUGGAUGACAUCACAAGCGUUCUGAGAGGCCACGUUAUGGACAGGUACCAGUUCAACCCCUCAGUGCCGCUGCAGCCGGACUCGCUGGGGUAUCGUAAGAGCCCCGCCCUCGGGGACAUGGUCCACUGCGUGGUCUACGUUCUGGACGGCGGCAAGGUCAGGCAGAUGAAGCCCAAGCUGCUGGAGAAACUGCAUGACAUUCGGCGCAGGGUCAAUCUGAUGGGUGUUCCCCAGCUGGUGCUCAUGACCAAGGUGGACGAGGCGUGCCAGCACGUGGGCACGGAUCUGAAGCAGGUGUACCACAGUCACUACAUCCAGAGGAAGGUGGAGGAGUUGGGCCUGCUCCUGGGGAUCCCCAUGUCCUGCAUCAUCCCGGUGAAGAACUACAGCCAGGAGCUGGACCUGGACCAGAACAACGACAUCCUGCUGCUCACCGCCAUCCAGCAGAUGCUGAGGUUCACCGACAACUACUUCGACGACAUCUACCAGGGGGAGGACGAGGAGAGCAGGGGAUAGGCUGGCCUGCCCCGCCCCCUCUGUGUGUCUGAGCAUCUGGAGGAGGGCCGGCCCGAGGGGGUCAGUGACCCCAAAAAAGUACUCCAACGUUUAAAAAAAUAUGAAUUGAAUUGUGUCGCAUAGGGAUGUUUGUGGCUGAAUUACAUUUCUUGCACAAAUGUAGACCACCAAUCAUGUGCAGGGGCAUAACGUGAAUCUAACCAAUCACGAGGGAGAGUGGCAUAAAAUAUUCACAAAGCAAGUAUUUGUGGAAAUAUAAGAGGGAAGCAAACAGAUUAUCAUAAUUAAAAUGGCUUCUCCACACAGUAAGCCCCACAUGUGCUUUUGCAGCUUGGCUUUACUGAAUCUCUGUAACCUUGCCGAUGUUUCUGUCAGAUAAAUAAAUAAAUGGUACAUUUGACAGUA
Molecule: messenger RNA, 3372 nt
Organism: Anguilla rostrata (American eel)
Lineage: Eukaryota; Metazoa; Chordata; Actinopteri; Anguilliformes; Anguillidae
Product: interferon-induced protein 44-like
Exons: 12
Coding region: 490-2967 (825 amino acids)
Biological process (GO): immune response
Molecular function (GO): GTP binding
Source: RefSeq, a predicted model, not a curated record